Miscanthus lutarioriparius is the source of this 1005-nucleotide messenger RNA. Lineage: Eukaryota; Viridiplantae; Streptophyta; Magnoliopsida; Poales; Poaceae. The record is from the annotation of a GenBank genome assembly.
AUGGCCACAUGGGUUUCGCCGCCGUCGCGGUCGCGAGCCGAUAGAACUGGGACGCCAGACGCGCGCGAGUGGUGCUGGAAGUGGUGCUGGCGACAGCGCGCACUUGGAUUCGGCGACCGCCGGAGCGCGGAGGGGGCAAGCGCCGAUCCAGAGACGAUGGCCGCCGCGGGCUCCUCGCCGUCGUCGUCCUCAAGCAAGCGGUUGGAAGGGAAGGUGGCCCUCGUCACCGGUGGCGCCACCGGCAUCGGCGAAGCCAUCGUUCGCCUCUUCAUGGAGCACGGCGCCAAGGUCUGUGUCGCGGACAUCCAGGACGAAGCCGGGCAGCAGCUGCGUGACGCCCUGGGAGGCGACGCGCAGGGCGUCAUGUUCGUCCACUGCGACGUGACGUCGGAGGAGGACGUGAGCCGCGCCGUGGACGCGGCGGCGGAGCGGUUCGGCGCGCUGGACGUGAUGGUGAACAACGCGGGCGUGACGGGCACCAAGGUGACGGACAUCCGUGCCGUGGACUUCGCCGAGGCGCGCAGGGUGCUCGACGUCAACGUGCACGGCGUGUUCCUGGGGAUGAAGCACGCGGCGCGCGUCAUGAUCCCGCAGAAGCGGGGCUCCAUCGUGUCGCUGGCCAGCGUGGCCAGCGCCAUCGGCGGGAUGGGCCCGCACGCGUACACGGCGUCCAAGCACGCCGUGGUCGGGCUCACCAAGAGCGUCGCCGCGGAGCUCGGCCGCCACGGGGUGCGCGUCAACUGCGUGUCCCCCUACGCCGUGCCCACGGCGCUGUCCAUGCCGCACCUGCCCCAGGGCGCGCGCGCCGACGACGCGCUCAAGGACUUCCUCGCCUUCGUCGGCGGCGCGGCCAACCUCAAGGGCGUCGACUUGAUGCCCGAUGACGUCGCCCAGGCGGUGCUCUACCUGGCCAGCGACGAGGCGAGGUACGUCAGCGCGCUCAACCUCAUGGUGGACGGCGGCGUCACAGCCGUCAACCUUAACCUCAAACCGUUCGAGGAGUAG